AUGAAACUAUUUUUAUUAAUUAUUAAUUUAAUUUAUUUGAUUAAUUAUUCAAAUUGUUCAACUAUAUUAUUUGCCAAUUUUUUUUCAUACGCAACAAGUGAUUGUAGUGGAGAAUCAAUUGGAUUUGGAUAUUCUUUAAAAAUUGAUGAAUGUUUGGGUGCAUUUCAACCAUUUCAACAAGUUGAUGAUAAUUUUUGGAAAAUUGAAUUUAAUAAAGAAUCAAAUUCAAUAAUUACAACAAGAUAUAGUGAAUGGAAUUUUAAUUGUAAUGGUUCAAGUGAUACUCAACAAUUUAUUAUUGGAAAUAAUGAAUGUUCAAUAAUGCCAAAUUUCACAGUGAUUGAAACUGGUACAAUCUCUGGUAUGAGUGAUAUUUGGUAUACUCGUGCUUCUAUUAGUAUUGGUAAACCAGAAUAUACACCAGGUUCCUUAUUAUCAGUUAGAGAAUAUUAUAAUGAUAAUUCUAGAGGUAAUUGUGAUAUGAAUAAUUUUCAAACUGCCGUUACCUACUCUCAAAAUUUAAAACUUUCCAUUCAAGAUACAAAUGAAUCAGAAACUUGGUUUUGUAAAAAUAAUGAAGCACUCGAAAACUUUUGUGAUUUCAAUGGUAAAAAUUGUCAAAUAUUCGAUAAUACCAUAUCAUGCAAUCCUUCAGAACAAUCUGGAAACCAAAAUUGGUAUUGUGUAACACCUUGA
Dictyostelium discoideum AX4 is the source of this 696-nucleotide messenger RNA. RefSeq lists its product as hypothetical. The transcript has a single exon. The record is from RefSeq and is a predicted model, not a curated record. NCBI's taxonomy places the organism in Eukaryota, Evosea, Eumycetozoa, Dictyosteliales, Dictyosteliaceae. The coding region runs from base 1 to 696 and encodes 231 amino acids.